Botrytis deweyae is the source of this 201-nucleotide messenger RNA. RefSeq lists its product as uncharacterized. The record is from RefSeq and is a predicted model, not a curated record. Lineage: Eukaryota; Fungi; Ascomycota; Leotiomycetes; Helotiales; Sclerotiniaceae. Bases 1 to 201 code for a protein of 66 amino acids. The transcript is spliced from 2 exons.
AUGGACCAAGCUGAGUAUUGGUUUUCUCGAAGAGGGAAUAUGUAUGGAUCAAUUGGAUCAAAGGGAGCGAAACCAAAGGGGGAAUGCAUGCCGACUGGAUAUAUUGAUAAUGGAAUUACACGUCGAUGGAAAGCGAAAGAAGAAGAAGAGGAGGAGGAGGAGGAGGAGGAGAAGAGAGAUGAAGAAUUAUUGAAUGAAUGA